This is a messenger RNA of Paramuricea clavata, 207 nucleotides long. The record is from the annotation of a GenBank genome assembly. Lineage: Eukaryota; Metazoa; Cnidaria; Anthozoa; Malacalcyonacea; Plexauridae.
GGUAUCUUAUAGGCACUGGCGCCUACGACUGGUAUCCAGACCCUGGGUCCGAACGGCAACAACAGGCGUCUCGAAGUCCUCGACAAUUUAUGCUUCAGCUAAUUGUGACUCUGUUAGCUCGUAGUUAUAUUGGUUCAUUUGAUGCAAUUGGUCCACAAUGGUUUCGCGCACGAGCCGAUAAUGCAAGAGCCCCAGUUUUAAACUUUC